AUGUUUUGGAGACCUGAAGCACUGUUUGCAACAAUAUAUGGAUUGAACUGGAUGAUGGAACUGUUGACUUUGGGACUUUUGUAUUGGCGUGCUUUGAUUCUUCUUGAAAACAAUGAAAUAGACAUGAGCGAUGUUGUUAUGAUUUCUGCUUUUGGAAUGUUUGCAUUAGAAGUACUAAAAAUUGUUGGAACGUUAGCGAGACGUAUUGGUGCAUCAUUUGCUGCUGCUCAUGCUUUUUUUGAUCUAUUUGAUCGAAUACCAACUAUUGAUAAUGGAUCGAAUAAAGGCCGAGAAUUGACUAACUUUAGUGGAGAAACAGAAUUUAAUCAAGUUAAAUUUGUUUAUCCAAGUCGUCCAACAGUUCUUGUUCUUAAUAAACUUCAAUUAUCUAUUAAAUCAGGUCAACGUAUAGGUCUUGUUGGUUCAUCUGGAUGUGGAAAAUCAACCAUAGUCCAAUUAUUAGAACGAUUUUAUGAUGUUACAUAUGGAGAAUUGAUUCUUGAUGGUGUUGAUAUUCGAAAAUUAAAUAUUCAAUGGCUUCGUUCUCGUUUGGGUAUUGUUAGUCAAGAACCAGUUUUAUUUGAUUUAACAAUUGCUGAAAAUAUAACAUAUGGAUUAGAAAAUAUACCAAUGGAUGAGAUUGUUCUUGCUGCAACUAAAGCUAAUAUUCAUCAAUUUAUUCAACAAUUACCUCAAGGUUAUGAUACAAAAGUUGGAGUAAAAGGUAGUUUUUUAUCAGGUGGUGAAAAACAACGUAUUGCUAUUGCUCGAGUUCUUAUUCGUCGACCUAAAAUAUUAUUAUUAGAUGAAGCUACAAGUGCUAUGGAUCCAUACAAUGAAUACAUAGUACAAGCAACUCUUGAACAAGCUCAAAUAGAAGAUCCUAGUCGAACAUCAAUUAUUAUUGCACAUCGUCUUUCAACAAUACGUUCAUGUGAUUUAAUACAUGUACUUGAAAUGGGUCGCAUAGUAGAAAGUGGUACUCAUACAGAACUAAUACAAAAAGGUGGAAUUUAUUAUAAAAUGUUAAAUGCUCAAAACAACGUACAAUAA
This is a messenger RNA of Adineta steineri, 1053 nucleotides long. NCBI's taxonomy places the organism in Eukaryota, Metazoa, Rotifera, Eurotatoria, Adinetida, Adinetidae. The record is from the annotation of a GenBank genome assembly.